AUGGGGUUUUUUGAACAAUUUAUCAACACGGUAUGGAAUUUUCUCUCCAAUAAUUGGUAUUCAGUAUUGAUUAAUGACCAAGAUUUAGGAUUCUCUCACUCUACAAGAGGGGUUAAGCAAGGAGAUCCUUUAUCUCCAGCUUUGUUUAUUCUGUCAGCUGAGGUACUCUCUAGAUCAUUGAACAAAUUGUUUGAAUAUAGAAGAUUUAGGGGGUAUGGUAUACCAAAGUGGACUGAUCCUUUGAAUCAUCUAACAUAUGCUGAUGAUACCAUCAUAUUUGCUUCUGCUGAUCCUUAUUCAUUGGAGAAGAUAGUUGAAGUUUUGAGCAAAUAUGAGUUCACAUCUGGACAAUUAAUUAAUAAGUCUAAGAGCUCCUUUUAUAUGCAUUCAAAUGUUGUUGGAGCAUUGUUCAAUUCAGUUGGAACAAUCAUUGGAUUUGCAAGAGGUGGGUUUCCAUUUACUUAUCUUGGAUGUCCAAUUUCUUACAAAAGGAGGAGGAAAGAUUAUUACAAUGAUCUCAUCAAAAAGGUCAAUACAAAGUUGCAUUCAUGGAAAGGGAAAUUACUGUCCUUUGUUGGCAAGGCUACAUUGAUCUCAAGUGUGCUUCAAAGCAUUCCUACUCACAUACUCUCAGUAUUGGAACCUCCUGACAAUGUAUUGGAGCACUAA
Nicotiana tabacum (common tobacco) is the source of this 669-nucleotide messenger RNA. The record is from RefSeq and is a predicted model, not a curated record. NCBI's taxonomy places the organism in Eukaryota, Viridiplantae, Streptophyta, Magnoliopsida, Solanales, Solanaceae.